Messenger RNA from Cuscuta europaea, 1396 nucleotides. The record is from the annotation of a GenBank genome assembly. NCBI's taxonomy places the organism in Eukaryota, Viridiplantae, Streptophyta, Magnoliopsida, Solanales, Convolvulaceae.
CUUUUUUGGUUAGUACAUGAGCCUAUUUGAACCUUUUUCCCAUAUUUAAAUUUUAUUUAUGAUUUGAUCCUUUUUGGUUUGAUGUGUUUUUUGUUGCACAUUGAUGGUCUUUCUCGUUAAUUUUUUUAGAUCUCUCUAAGAAUUAGAAAACAAUGAAUGACCAUAUAUAGACAAGAAAUAACAAUUAGAAAAGAUAUAGGGGUUUUUACCUAAAUAUUACUCAAAUAAAGACAAUUUUCAAAAAUGUGAUCACAUUAACAUUAGGACAAAGAUGUAACUAAAAAGGUCAUAUUCAUGUCAUUUACAGAUUUUAAUGUAACUGUCCAAUUUUAAUGUCGCUAUCAAAUGUCACUGUCGCCACCGUCGAUGUCACUGUAGCAGCCGCCCGUGUCACUGUAGUCGCCGCCCAUGUCACCGUCUGUGUCAUUGUGCCAUCGUCCGUGUAAUUGUAGUCACCGUCGCCGUUGGCCGCCGACACAAGCCACAGUGACACUGGCACUGACACCGCCCAGUUACCGCCGCCGGCACCGCUUCAUCCAGCCCCUGGAGACCACCGACCCCACACCCCAGUGUGCACCAUCCCCAUUGCCCCUCCCUGGUGCAGCCACAAAUCUAUCCGGGCACCACCAGUGUACCCAAAUCACCACUGACCGACCACCAACCACCACCGCCCAACCCCGGCCAGCCCCUCCCAGCCCCAACAAACCUCUUCUCCGACCAACUCCACCCCCUCCAGCCAUCCAAUCCCCGCCGCAUGCCAACUCCGACCACCCUAACCAGCCCAAAUCCACCCCUCCCAGCCCCACCUUUGACAGCCCAAACCAUCCCCGACCACCGGCCAAUGAGCCAUAGUAGCCGCCCUCCCCCCAGAUCUGGUCGCUUCCUGGUCGGCGUGUCAAAUCUGAAGGACGGCAAGGCGGAGAGGCGUCAAAUCCGAGCUCGCCGUCAUCACAUGGCGAAGCUCUUCGCCGAAUUCAUGAAAAUCGUAGCCUUACGCAAAAUAUUGCGAUGGAUCAAAGAUUGAGGCGUUGGUUCAUAUGCAGAAGUUCGCGGGUGGAGGUGCUGGUUCAAUUUGAUGAACACCAGAGAUGCGUUGGAGAAGACAGUUUGAUGAAGUGGGAGAUGCGCUGAAGUCUGAGUUGAAGAACGGUUCGGCAAGGAUGGGAUGCGUUGAAGGUCACUUUUUUGUAAAGUUUUAAAAUUGUGAUAUACUCUGUAUUUGUCUAAUGAAACCUUAUAGAUAAUAUUUGUGUCAUUCUUUCAAAGAUAUAAAUGUGAUAAGGCUCAAAUUGGAAACUAUUGUUUUAUGAGAAUCUCAUAUUGGACACUAAGGUUUUAAUUAAAUCAAAUUGGACAUUAUGAUUAGAUAUGUAUUUCAUAUUGGACACUGAAAUUU